CCAGCCAUGGAGGCCGAUCCAGGAGCUUGCUCGGAUGCUCGCUACCAGCUCAGUAACAAUAGCCUAGGUUGCCUGUCCUGCCUCCUCGAGUUGACCUUCGCGACCGAAAAACCACUCGCAAAGCUCCGACGAUGAUAGCCUUGUCUGUAGAUUGAUUGCUUGCUUUCAGAUGUAGAAAUCAUGCUCCUAAUCCGUCUUCCAUAAUCAAUUACUCUCCUUAACCUUUCCGCCACUGCUCGACUCUAUACUUCGAAGCGCUUAUCUUCGUUACCAAUCGCGCGAGGCUGUUGACCGUGAAAGCCCAUUGCCACAGCAUCAAUCUUUAUAGUCAGUUUUUUUCUAGCCGCCGUGAUGCUCUCAAGCCUUGCACGGCAUCGGGCUUCUCCCCUUGCAGUCGCCGACCCAAAAACUCGUUGCAGGCUGUUGUCAACCACCACCGUCCUACGAAGUGCCCCCAUUCGAACCGCAUCAUUCAACUCAGGCUUCACGUCGAGCUAUGAUCCGAACGAAGAAGGUGGCUCCGGGCCUAUGUUUAAUAAGACGACUAUCGGAGUGCCUCAGUUCUACCCACGGGAUCUCAAGAAACGAGUCGACGAAUACGUAGUGGGCCAAGACAGGGCGAAAAAGACUAUCUCAUCGGUUAUUUUCAACCAUUAUCAAAACUUACGGCGGAGGCAAUAUCAGGAAGAGCAGGACCGUAAGAGGGAUGAGAAACUCAUGCGCCAGGCGGUUGCCCGCGACCGAAAUAUUCGAGAACGAGAACUUUACUCUGUCGAAGACAAUUAUCCAAGCCACCAUGAUUCGCUACAGACUAUGCGACAGACGUGGGCACGCCCCGAACCAGACAUUCCCGAGUUCUACAUUCCCGAAGAUAUGAGCCGCCAAGCCCCAGUCAAGAUCGACAAGAGUAAUAUUCUGUUGAUAGGACCUACAGGUGUAGGCAAAACGUAUAUACUUGAGACGCUGAGCAAAAAGAUCAAUGUUCCAUUUACGAUUUGUGAUUGCAACUCAUUGACACAGGCUGGUUAUAUUGGACAAGAUGUUGAAACUUGCAUCGAGCGAUUGUUAAUAGAGUCGAAUUACGAUGUGGAGGCUGCUGAACACGGCAUAGUGGUCCUUGACGAGUUUGACAAAAUCGCCAAGCGGGAGACUAUGAAUGGGAGAGAUGUUGGAGGCGAAGGUGUGCAACAAGCACUGCUGAAAAUGAUUGAAGGGACCAAAGUAACCAUCAACGUUAAGGACAACCGGUCGUCUUCCAGGUCAGCAAGCCCUAUCACAACAAACUAUACCGGUCCUGGGUCGUCUUCUUCCACCUCCGGACCACAAGCAGCCCCGCCAUCAUCAGGGAAAGUCGACCAAUACACAGUCGACACCAGUAACAUCCUCUUUGUAAUGUGUGGCGCUUUUGUCGGUCUUGACAAGGUCAUUCUGAACAGGGUAUCAAAACCAACCAUGGGAUUCGGAUCCGAACUACGCAACCGGUCAUCGAGUGAUAGCAACCAAGCUGAUCUCCCGGCUAAGCUGUUUAGCCAUGUUCCUCAUCGUCCAUCUAAUUUGAAGGACACUACCGGGUUCACGGCUCUAGAUCUGACUACUCCGGAGGACCUGCAAGCCUUCGGCUUCAUUCCAGAGCUGAUCGGACGUGUGCACAACAUCGUAGCGCUAUCGCCCCUCUCACGAUCCGACCUCGUCCGAAUCCUCACGGAGCCUCGCAACUCCCUAGUUGCGCAGUACACGGCGCUAUUCGAGACGUACCCUUCGAAGCUCUUCUUCACGCAGAAGGCGCUGAACGCCAUCGCCGAGCGCGCCGAGAAGGCUCGGACGGGCGCCCGCGGUCUGAAGAUGGAGAUGGAGCGCGUCCUCGCCGAGCCCAUGUUCGACGCCCCCAUGCCCUAUGUCCUCGUCACGGAGAAGGCCGUCCGCGGCGAGGAAAAGGUCGGAUAUUGGGGCAAGGAAGGCCGCUUCGAGGUCCAGAGACGUAUCCAGGAGGAGGACGGCUGGCCCGUGACGCCUCAGUCUCGGGACCGGGAACACGAGAUUGUGAGCAUUGAGCAUUUCCGCGAGGUAGGGCAGAGCGGGGCUUAAGGAUCUUCUCAUCAUAUAUUUAUUCCCAUUUUUCUCGCCGUGGCAAGGUUGCAUGACAUCCAUUAUCUAUGUGCUUUUUGGGACAUGGGGUUUCUCUUUCAAAUCGGCGUUUAUGGGCGCCAAUGCUCUGGGGCAUUGCAUGGGGUAUGCAUUUACAUAAUGGCGU
Messenger RNA from Xylaria bambusicola, 2251 nucleotides. Its product is annotated as P-loop containing nucleoside triphosphate hydrolase protein. Gene Ontology annotation, cellular component: mitochondrial matrix. Gene Ontology annotation, molecular function: ATP binding; ATP hydrolysis activity. NCBI's taxonomy places the organism in Eukaryota, Fungi, Ascomycota, Sordariomycetes, Xylariales, Xylariaceae. The transcript is spliced from 3 exons. Bases 352 to 2085 code for a protein of 577 amino acids. Gene Ontology annotation, biological process: protein catabolic process; proteolysis. The record is from RefSeq and is a predicted model, not a curated record.